Molecule: messenger RNA, 357 nt
Organism: Spirometra erinaceieuropaei
Lineage: Eukaryota; Metazoa; Platyhelminthes; Cestoda; Diphyllobothriidea; Diphyllobothriidae
Source: the annotation of a GenBank genome assembly
AUGGUGCGUCAGUUCUACAUCGGGAUGAUGUCGCCCGUCACACACAAAAGGACCGUCUCAGAAGCAUUUGCAGUAACCAACGGUGUGAAACAGAGCUGCGUACUCACCUCCACGCUCUUCAGCCUCAUAUUCUCUGCCACGCUGACGGACGUCCACGGCGAUGGGUGCCCCGUGAUCAGUAUCGUCUACAAGACUGACGCCCUCAGCACCAACCUUCUCAAUAGUCGACGCAUGCAGGCCUCAACGCGCCUCUCCACAACUACUGUCCACGAUUUGCUCUUCGUUGAUGACUGCGCGCCCAACACCGCGACAGAAGCUGACAUACAACGGAGCUUAAACUCCUUCGACUCCGGCUGA